GUUUUCUUUUAUAACUUGAACACUGUAUACAAAUCCAAAUAUUUAAUAUGUAAAUACUUUUAAAGGCACUGCACUAAAUGCUACGGCCUAUAGCGCUAAUGAUCACGCCCCUCAUGUAAUAUGUUAAUUAAAGGGGCGUAUCUUACAGGAGGGCGGAGCGGACAUGUCUUUCUCUCCUCCCGUUUCCUGCGGAUGGCGUUCCCAGACUGGGCUGAAACCUGAGUCUCUCCGUUAAGUCGAGACCAAUAACUGGCCCGUUUAAUCACCAGGGGAUGGUUGGGGGGCAGCUGUGAGUUCAUGAAAUGUGUACUGGUUAACGCGCUUUAUCCGACCGCUAGAAGCGCGACUAUGGCCUGUUAUUUGUGUGGCAUUAGAUAAAGGGAGUACACCUUGCGUCCGAGAGAGCAUGGAGGUGACGUAUGCUGCUUUACAGCAUCUGCAGUUUGAUGCAUAGAAACUUUGCUCACGAAUAAAGAUGGAUUUGCCUCGACGUUCCCCGGACCCGCUUCUCAACCCGAUGUUGCUCAAUGAAUCCUUGGCACCCAUCGGUAUGAAUGAAGCGUGUUUGGCUGGGAGCGGGUCCGGCGCCAUGGCAACCAGCACGUUGAGAAACGAUUUGGGCUCCAACAUUCAUGUGUUGAAAACACUAAAUCUCCGCUUCCGCUGCUUCCUUUCCAAAGUCCACGAGUUAGAGCGCAGAAAUAAGUUAUUGGAGAUCCAGCUGCAGCACGCCCAGGAGCAGUCCCGGUACCGACUGUUGUUUUCCCGGGACCAAGCGGUCCAGACGAGCCUCGAGCUGCCUCACUCAGACGCACUGUGUCCGUCGAGACUCCCCGGUAGAAUCUGGAGCUUCUCACACAGCGCCCGAUACGGAGGACGCUUUGAGACGCAUCAGGGGCCUGGAGUGUCCUGGACUCAUCCUGACGGUGUCGGCGUUCAGAUCGACACCAUCACACCUGAACUCAGGGCCUUGUACAAUGUUUUGGCCAAAGUCAAGCGCGAGAGAGACGAGUACAGGAGAAAAUGGGAGGAGGAGGUGUCUAAACGUCAGCAGAUGGAGUCUUUGGUGGAGACAUUACAGGAGACUGUUCAGUCAUCUGAAGCUGUGCAAGGAGAACUGAAUGAGAGGAUGGAUCGUCUUAAAACAGAGCUGGUGGUCUUCAAAAGCCUCAUGCCUCAUGAUGAAGUGUCUGACUUGGACACUAAAAUCCAGGAGAAAGCCAUGACGGUUGAUAUGGACAUCUGCAGACGCAUCGACAUCACAGCCAAGCUUUGUGACGUGGCACAGCAGAGGAACUCCGAGGACGUGAGCAAGAUAUUGCACGGCAGCCCAUCCAGAGCUCCUCCUGAACAAAAAGGGGGGAUGGUGGUGUGUAGGAGGAAGGAUUGUAAGGGUGAAUCAGAGGAGCAGAGAGUGGAAACUGAUGGUGAUUCUGCCCACCGUGAGGAAGAUGUGCCUGGUUCUCUCAACAUCACUGAUGAGAUGAAGAGGAUGCUCAACCAGAUAGGUUUCUCAGCUAAUUGGUUUGUUGGCAGGCGGGAAACGUUCGAGUUUGACGAUGACUGUGACAGUCUGGCGUGGGAGGAGACGGAGGAGACGCUUCUGCUCUGGGAGGAUUUUAGUAACUACAAGAGUCUGAACCUCAGCACCACAGCGUCCUGCGCAUCUGACUCUCAUGGAGAGACUCAUGAGCAGGAUCGAAGUCUAGGAAGCCUCAUAAAUGAAACCGAGUCCCUCUUUAAGACCAGAGAGCAGGAGUACCAGGACACCAUGGGACAGAUUGAGCUGGAAUUGGCCACAGCCAAGAAUGACAUGAACAGACACCUGCAUGAGUACAUGGAGAUGUGCAGUAUGAAGAGAGGGCUGGACGUACAGAUGGAGACCUGCCGGAGGCUCAUCCAAAGCACAGCCACCACCGGCAGACAAUCGCCAUCCAUCAGUUCCGUGGCCAGCAGUGAUUCAGGAAACACCGAUGACAUCCAGGACGAGCUGGAGCCUGAUGGAGCGAGAGAUGGAGAGAAAGAAGAAGCUGCAGCGAUGAAUGGAGAAGUUAGAUGAUGAUCAGCCCUUCAUCAUUCUGGUUUCUCAGCUUCUUUGUCAACCGGUCACUCUUUUAAGUGUCUGGUCACUUUUCCACUUUUUCAGAUGAGUGUGGAAUUUCAGAUUCCCAAAGAGCAAGUAUUGGUGCUUUAUAUGCUAUCUUAGAGCAGGACUAGCCGAAAUAAAGCGGUUCCCUCUUCAUCAGCACUGCCAAGGCAUGGCUACGUCGUUUUCCUCACAAGCUUUAACUGAGGUCACAAUCUUUGUAGUAUGAUGAGUAGUACCAUAUAUAAUAAUGCAUAUAAAAUAUAUGAUGUUAUAUUUUAUCAUAGUAAUAUAUUAUCAAUAUAAUAUAAAUAUUAUGGUAUUAUAAUAACAUAUGAAAUAGACAAUUUGUGCUAUCUGUAUUGCUCAUUUGUUUACAUAAAUCUGAAAGGCAAGUUACACAACCACAGUCAGUUUAUAUAACAGAUUAAAACAAAUUAUAGAGGAAAGUAUUACUCUACAUCGAGCUCUGGAAUAAGUUCAGGCUUUUAACAUCACAACAGUCGAUAGAUCAGCCAUGCAGUAUGCUUCACAAGAAUAUCUCUGCUCCAAGUAAGUUCAGAUGUUUUCACCACGUACAAUUGUUGCUGAACUAAACCACUGUGCACUAAGAUCUAUGCAAUAAUCUGGACUGGACUGACGUUACUUUCUGUGAUUCUCAGUAUGUGAGAGUUGAUUCUCCUUGAGUGCACUUUUCCCCUGUUUCUUUAUAUUGUUGGAGAGUAGCAGUUAAACCCAAAAUCAUGUGCCUACAAAUAUGCUGUAUACAGUGUCUUAGUUGCCUUGUAUUUUUCUUUGAAUAUUUCCAGUACAUGCUUUUGUUGUGAUAUACACCAUUAAAUCCUAAAUCAUAUCCUUCGUACAGAUGAUGAUAAAAUUGAUGUCAAAGAUGGUAAAUGGUGUAAGGUUCUGGAUCAUAGAAAAUCUAGAUUCGGAAGCCAUACAUAUAUCUGUCCUCAGGUUUUGGAAGGUUUGUUUAAGCUGCAAAAUAGCUAAAGAAAAUGAUACUAUUACUUUAAGUUCAGUAUGUGGGUCAUUCUCAGGAAAAGGUGCUAUUUGUGCUAAGACUUUUUAUUUAAAAAAUAAAUUAUAAAAAAUGUUAAAGUUACAAUACCAAAUAUCAAAGUAGAAAUACGAAGCGUUAUGUUAUUUCAACCACAAUAAAAAAAUAAUAAUUGAUGUGCUUAUAAUAGACAACUGAGUAGAUUAUGUAAAUUUAGUAUCACUCAUUUAACUGUGCCUUUAAAUAUAUCUAUAAAAUAAAAAAAUAACUAAUAAUACGAAUAAUAGCAUUUUGUCAGAAAAAAUGUCACAUGGGAUUGCAAAUUCUGCAUUUCUCAGAAAAUGCAUUAAUCAUUUUAAAAUAUUACGUAGUGAAAGCAUGAUAUAUAAAUUUCAAUAAAAUACAAAUUUGGGUUAAAAAAUUUACAAAACAUUAUAUUUAUUCUAAUUGUAAUAGUGAUAAAUGGGGACUAAAACAAUUUCCAGACAUUUCAAUCAAAAACAAUCAUUUAAAUUAAAAAAUUUCAUUAUAAAGUAUACUGAAUAUAUUGCAUUACAAACAGUCAAACUGAUUGAUUGAUGUGACUGAAGAGGCACACUACUGUAUGUCAUCAUCACUUCCUAAGAAUGACCCACAAUGUCCCCCUCACAAACCCCCAAAAUAUGUUUU
Carassius carassius (crucian carp) is the source of this 3758-nucleotide messenger RNA. RefSeq names its product intermediate filament family orphan 2-like. Bases 476 to 2059 code for a protein of 527 amino acids. The transcript has 9 exons. NCBI's taxonomy places the organism in Eukaryota, Metazoa, Chordata, Actinopteri, Cypriniformes, Cyprinidae. The record is from RefSeq and is a predicted model, not a curated record.